GCCCAGGGGCAGCAGAUGUCCAACAGCAGCUCCAUCACCCAGUUCCUACUCCUGGCAUUCAUGGAGACACGGGAGCUGCAGCUCUUGCACUUCUGGAUCUUCCUGGGCAUCUACCUGGCUGCCCUCCUGGGAAACGGCCUCAUCAUCACCGCUGUAGCCUGCGACCACCGCCUCCAUACCCCCAUGUACUUCUUCCUCCUCAACCUAUCCGUCAUUGACCUGGCCUCCAUCUCCACCACUAUUCCUAAAUCCAUGGCCAAUUCCCUCUGGGACACCAGCGCAAUUUCCUAUUUGGGAUGUGCUGUCCAGCUCUUUCUCUUUACCUUCUUCGUAGCAGCAGAGUAUUGUCUUCUCACCGUCAUGGCCUAUGACCGCUACGUUGCCAUCUGCAAACCCCUGCACUAUGGGACCCUCCUGGACAGCAGAGCUUGUGCCCACAUGGCAGCAGCUGCCUGGGGCAGUGCUUUUAUCAAUUCCUUCCUUAACACUGCCACUACAUUUUCCUUACCCCUCUGCAAGGGCAAUGCUGUGGACCAGUUCUUCUGUGAAAUCCCCCAGAUCCUCAAGCUCUCCUGCUCAGACGCCUACUUCAUUGAAGUUGCGCUUCUUGUGGUCAGUGUGUGUUUAGCACUUGGCUGUUUUUUGUUCAUUGGGCUGUCCUUUGUGCAGAUCUUCAGGGCUGUGCUGAGGAUCCCCUCUCAGCAGGGACGGCACAAAGCCUUUUCCACGUGCCUCCCUCACCUGGCCGUGGUUUCCCUCUUUAUCAGCACUGUCAUGUUUGCCUACCUGAAGCCCCCCUCCAUCUCCUCUCCUUUGCUGGACUUUGUGGUAGCAGUGCUGUACUCAGUGGUGCCUCCAGCAUUGAACCCCCUCAUCUACAGCAUGAGGAACCAGGAGCUCAAGGAUGCACUGAAAAAGCUGAUUCCAUCAGUAGUAUUUCUUCAGAAGUAA
Egretta garzetta (little egret) is the source of this 951-nucleotide messenger RNA. Its product is annotated as olfactory receptor 14J1. The record is from RefSeq and is a predicted model, not a curated record. Bases 16 to 951 code for a protein of 311 amino acids. The transcript has a single exon. Gene Ontology annotation, molecular function: G protein-coupled receptor activity; olfactory receptor activity. Gene Ontology annotation, cellular component: membrane. Lineage: Eukaryota; Metazoa; Chordata; Aves; Pelecaniformes; Ardeidae. Gene Ontology annotation, biological process: G protein-coupled receptor signaling pathway.